Messenger RNA from Cylas formicarius (sweet potato weevil), 1129 nucleotides. RefSeq names its product larval cuticle protein A2B-like. Lineage: Eukaryota; Metazoa; Arthropoda; Insecta; Coleoptera; Brentidae. Bases 115 to 687 code for a protein of 190 amino acids. Gene Ontology annotation, cellular component: extracellular matrix. The record is from RefSeq and is a predicted model, not a curated record. The transcript has 3 exons.
AACGAUAAUACCCAGCAACAGUAAAACGGUGUGGUCAGUGAAAAAAAAAACCAUAAUAGUUCCCUGCGAACUUUUACACAGGGCGAAACACGAAGUUAACCAAAUCACGCAAAAAUGUUUAAGAUCGUACUAAUCUGCGCCGUCAUGGCGACCACGACCAAAGCCGCGCCCAUUUCUAUCCUGGAUCACGAACCAAUUGGAGUUGCCGCCCAUUACGCGUUGAGCCACGCCCCACUCGCGAUUGCGCACGCUCCUGUGGCAAUAGCCCACGCCCCGCUGGCGGUGAAAGCCGAACCCUACGACGCCCACCCGCGAUACGAAUUCAAAUAUGGAGUGAAGGACCCGCACACCGGAGACUACAAAGAGCAAGAGGAGACCCGCGAUGGCGACGUGGUGAAAGGUAGCUACGCCUUAAUCGAGCCAGACGGCUCGAAACGGCGCGUCGACUACACCGCCGACUCCGUCCACGGAUUCAAUGCGGUAGUCAGUAAGGAACCGCUCCAUCACGUCGAACACGUAGCUCACGCCCCCCUGACUAUAGCCCACGCCCCAGUAACAGUAGCUCACGCCCCACUGCCGAUAGAACACGCCCCCUACGCGAUAGAACAUGCCCCGUUGGCUCUAGAACACGCCCAUGUGGCUUUGCCCGCGGCAUUGAGCCACAGUACCGCCAUUUACCAUCACUGAAUAGCAAGACGUCAGGUUUCACAUCUACUCCCAUCUACCGAGCGUUUCGUUUUGAUUGACGAAAAAUUUAGUAUCAAUUGAAAAAUGGAGAGAUUAAAAUAAAUUGUCAGAGAAUUUUGAGGGGUACCGUUAAAUAAAAUGUCGAAAAAUUAAGAUCAAGUAAUAUUUAAAAAAUACUAUUGUGUUGUAGUUCUUUUUAAUUCUGCUAGAGUUUUCGACCCGCAGAAAACAACAAGAUUCUCAUUUUAAUUUUUUUAUGUCGCGAGUAGGUACCGAACACAGGUCAAUCAAAACAAAACACGCAGAAUGUAAAUAGUUCGCAAAUAGGUAGGAUAUUGUUUUUUUUUAGUUCGUUAUGUAUGCCUGUAUGAUUUUAAAACGUAAUAUAGGAUUUGAUAUUUUUUUUAAGAAUGACGUUAAAAAAAUAAUUUUUAUUUACCUC